Molecule: messenger RNA, 3013 nt
Organism: Coregonus sp. 'balchen'
Lineage: Eukaryota; Metazoa; Chordata; Actinopteri; Salmoniformes; Salmonidae
Source: the annotation of a GenBank genome assembly
GGUGGAAACAACAAUGGCGGUGACUGACAAAUCUACGAAAGAGCGGUUAUUAUCGGUACUGGACGAUUUAGAAGUGUUAUCCAGGUACGAAUAUAUUAUUUUUUCCCGUAAUAAUUGUUUCCUGAACAGCCAUUCAAAUGAUGUAGUUUGUAGCUUAUUCAACAAUUCCUACGUUUCGUGUUCUGAGUGUACUGCUGUAGGCCAGUGGGGUACUUGGCCUAUCCACAGGGGAUACUUGAGAAGACUCAUGAGAUCAUAGGGUUACUGAUCAAAUGCACAUGAGGGGGUACAUCAGGUGUACUCCGGGCAGAGCAAAAUUCAGUUGGUGGACAGUAACCGAAAAAGGUUGGGAACCCACUGUUAAAAUCAAAUUGUAUUUGUCACCUUACAGUGAAAUGCUUACAAAUCAAAUCACAUUUUAUUUUAUUUGUCACAUACACGUGUUUAGCAGAUGUUAUAGCGGGUGUAGCGAAAUACUUACAAGCCCUUAACCAACAAUGCAGUUCUAAGAAAAAUAAGUGUUAAGUUAAAAAAAAUAGAUAAGUUAAAAUAAAUAACACAUACAGAGUCGAUGUGCGGGGGCACAGGUUAGUUGCAUAAGAGACGGUGGCAGAAACAUUAUGUACAAAAUAAGUCACAAAUAACGCAAAAAAACACACACAAAAGCACAAUUGGUUAGGAGCCUGUAAAACGGCAGCCAUCUCCUCCGGCGCCAUUCUGAUCAAUUUGUAUAGGCUAUAACGUUAGAUUUAUAUAUACAAUAUAUGGGUAUAGUUACUGGAGUCAGACUGGCCCACCACUAUAGGUUGGACUUUUUGAAUGGAUGGUCAGGAGGGCUAUUAGCUUAUCUUUACAAACACAAUGAAUGACAGUCAUUUAUUGGUUGGUCACUUACUCUGUCAAGCAUCAUCUUUCAAGUUCAUCUGUUUUCUCUCCAUUAUCAUGCAUGGCAACUAAACCCAAUAUUACUAAUAUUUCAGGGAAUUGAUAGAGAUGCUUGCACUGUCAAGGAGCCAAAAACUCCCCCAAGGAGGCGAGGACACCCAGGUAACAUGCAUCUGAUUCAACCUAACACUAUUUUCAAAAUGUAGCAACAAUAUCUGCAAUCCUAGCUAUUCACAAUUAUAAAAUGUGUGUGCACUAUACCUCAUGCACUAUAACUCACAUUUAGUUUGUAUUUUGUGAAAUAGGUUUUUGAGACUGCUUUUCUCAACACAACUCUGACUCAAUAGUAGUCUAUAUGUUACAAUGUGCAGUCGAUGUCAGAAGUCUGAAUGCUUGUUUGGUCCUCUGUAGCUCAAUUGGUAGAGCAUGGCGCUUGUAACGCCAGGGUAGUGGGUUCGAUCCCCGGGACCACCCAUACGUAAAAAUGUAUGCACACAUGACUGUAAGUCGCUUUGGAUAAAAGCGUCUGCUAAAUGGCUUAUUAUUAUUAUUAUUAUUAUUAUUAUUGUUAUUUUGCUGUGGGCAGAUCCUGGAGCUGCUGGUGCAGAGAGACAGAGAGUUCCAGGAGCUGAUGAGGGUGGCCCAGGAGCAGGGCAAGGUACACCAGGAGAUGCAGGUCCUGGAGAAGGAGGUGGAGAAGAGAGACUGCGACAUCCAGCAGCUCCAGAAACAGCUGAAGGAGGCUGAACAUAUACUGGUGAGAACAGCAGAGCUGGAGACUGAUAAGAAAUCCUAAAUAGACUAUACAAUGUGUCUCCUUUACUAAAUUGGAACACAACAGCACAUUGUUUAUGACUUUGAUUCAACCUAACCUUUUUUUGCUUCUAGGCGACUGCUGUAUACCAAGCAAAGGAGAAGCUAAAAUCUAUUGAUAAGGCCAGAAAAGGUGAGCCUAAUUUUCACAGCAUUCGUCUGAGGAGCUGGAGAGCUUUCUGAUACAUAAAUACCACCAGAGAUUAUAGAUGUCAAACUAAAAGAACUGUUGUCUUUCAGGGAGCAUCUCCUCAGAAGAGAUCAUCAAAUAUGCCCACAGGAUCAGUGCCAGCAAUGCAGUAUGUGCCCCUCUCAACUGGGUACCAGGUUUGUCCUCUUUCUGCCCAUUUGUGCUUCUGGUAUGCUGUCUUAGAUGCCCUCUUUCCCCCAAUUUUUCUAUCCCUACCUCCCCCAGAUCCUCCUUUCCUUGCAUGUUCCUCCUCUUCAGACUGGAAUUUCCUCUUGGUAGUGAUAGUGGCUGAGGUUAAAAUAUUCCCUAUCACCGCAGUGACUAGCAUUCACAAUACUACUGUAAUUACUCUUCAGUUGACUUGAUGACAUAUUCCUUAUAACAGGUGAUCCACGUAGACCUUACCCAACUGACCUGGAGAUGCGCAGUGGAAUGUUGGGUCACAUGAGCAAUCUGCCAACCAAUGGCGUGAACGGACACCUCCCUGGAGAUGCACUGGCUGCUGGGAGAUUGCCAGGUAUGCUUUCGUUGUAUGUGUGGUUCCUUCCUUCUACAAAUGGAGUCAACCGUUUUUUUAUUCUCCUAUGAUCUGUGUGUUUGAUAUGAUUCUGUGGACUAUACUGUAUAAUAGUAACCCUAUCACACAGCUCAAAUACUCUUUCCUCCCUCCCCUCUUCAGAUGUGCUAACCCCCCAGUACCCCUGGCAAUCGUCCGACGUCUCAGUGGGUAUGCUCCCCCCUCACCAUGGCAACGACUUUGGGCUGGAGCCCCCCGGCCACAACAAGGAGAACGAGGACGACGUGGAAGCCAUGUCUACAGACUCAUCCAGCAGCAGCAGCGACUCGGACUGACUGAGUGUGUGUGUGUGUGUGUCUGUCCGUCCGUCCGUCAGCCCGCCCAUCUGUGUGUGUAUAUCUGAAUCCUCAGCUGACUGUGUGCUGGGAAUUGGACACUCCCAGUACCUCGUAGAGCCAGCUACCCAUCACACCCAUAACCUUUACGAUAAGCCAGAGUUUGAUCACUCUGACCCUCUCUUUUCCCAGCUUGUUGAUGAAACAUUUGUACUAAACUAUCUGUCAUCCCCAAUCUAAUACACUAUUUAUACAAAAGUAUGUGGACACCCC